Molecule: messenger RNA, 3038 nt
Organism: Daphnia carinata
Lineage: Eukaryota; Metazoa; Arthropoda; Branchiopoda; Diplostraca; Daphniidae
Exons: 12
Coding region: 90-2630 (846 amino acids)
Cellular component (GO): tRNA-splicing ligase complex
Source: RefSeq, a predicted model, not a curated record
AAGCAGACGUCCGGCUAUCCGUACACAGGAAACGACGGGUUGUAAGUCUGUUUGAAGUCCUACUUCAAAUUUAAAUAGAAAAUCUUAACAUGGAAACAGACACUGUCACUAGUCUCGAGAAUCUGGGAUACUCCGGCACAUACAACGAUGUUGCUCAGUUGACACGCCUGCUUGAUCGCAACGACCCUACUUAUAUAGUAGAAAUGAGUAAACUUGUGAAUUUUUUGUCGGUUAAGUUAAAAUCCCUUUGCCAACUGGAAGAUAUGGUUAACACAAUUGAGAAACCUGAAGAAGCGGAGAUGUUUUGGAUGGAAUUGGCUGGACUUUUACGAGAACUCUAUUGUCCUUAUUCUGCUUUGACGGAUGGACCACCAGCAGCAAGACUUGCAAACAGAGAAAACCGUCUUAAACUAUUGAACUUUCUCAUUUCUGAAUGUCAAGCUGCAAUGAUGAACAAUCUUGAAAAUCAAUUGGAGAAGAGUUUGCCAAAAUCUGAAACUCCUACCUCUGAAAGACUGAAAUCUGCCUUGAUGACUUUGGGCUUUAGCAAGCCACCUUCUGAUAUCUCUGCUCAGCAACUAUUCAAUAAAAUGGGUGUCAAGAUUAGAGAAAUUUUAGCGUCAGCACCUAAAGGCUAUCCGGGACCUCCUUUACUCAAAACUGCGCUUACAGAAAAACAAUGGUCUCAGCUACAUCAACUGCUGGCAGAGCUGAACAAAGACUACAAACUAAGACGAGAAAUGUUACUAACCAGACUUGACGUUACAGUCCUAUCUUUUACGUGGUCACCAAACGUGAAAUCAAAAAUGGAUGAGGUAUCUGCUAUUUACCAACCAUUGAGAUCUAGCAUGCAGGCUGAACCCAAAGUGACAAUUAGCCGCUUGUUAUCUGCCAGAGAGGAUGUUGCGUACGAGGAGAAAACGAGUAGCGCUUCCGUUAGGGAGAAAACGAAAACUCCUCUCCAAAGAAUGCUCAUUGGCGAGGUCCCUGAUCGUGGAGGUCGUCCUACUGAACAGCGCCGACCACCACCCGAAAUGCCUGGAUGGCAGAAACGUAAACCGGAUGGAGGUGGUCGAGGUGGAUAUCGCGGUGGUGGGGGAGGAAGUCAAAGAGGAGGUGGCCGCGUCCAAGGAAGCACAACGACCCGAACAGCUUAUUCUCAUCCAACAAAUUCAACAAUGAAUAAGUUUGGUGGAAGAAGCGACAACAAACAAGUGGUUGCGCCUGGUGGAGUAUCUGGAGGACCUAUCACUUCAUUAGAACAACAGAGAAAACCAUACAUUCCAUUGGGGGAAAUUCGACGUAAUGUACCAAACCAGAUUAGACCUGCUCUUCCUGGUCAACAGCAAGUGCUUAUACCAAAUCCAGGACCAUCAAGCUAUCAAAGUUUGCCUGCCUUUAACCAACAAAUUUCUCAGAUCAGUCUUAAGCCAGUUGCUCUGAAAGAAGAUGGCGAGGAAGAAUUGUCCACACUGAUGAGUGAGGAGGAACUGAUGAUGCUAUCUGUCCCUGUCUUAGCCAGACGGUUACUAGAGGCCCAGAGCAGGAUUGCAACCCAAGCGUCAGAAAUUAAAGGUCUGAAAGCUUCAUAUCAAAGGCUUCAAGAGGAUAAUCAAGAGCUAAGAGACCUAUGCUGUUUUCUAGAUGAUGAUCGCCAAAAGGGACGCAAGCUAGCCAGAGAAUGGCAGCGUUUCGGUCGUUAUACUGCGUCAGUGAUGCGCCAAGAAGUCGCGUCAUACCAGAACAAACUGAAGCAGCUCGAAAACCGACAGCAAGAAUUGGUCAGGGAUAAUGGAGAACUUAAAGAACUUUGCCUUUAUCUGGACGAAGAACGAAGUGAAGUCCAACAAGCCCCAUGCCUCUCGUGUGGAGCUACUCCAUCCCCACCACCCACAGAAACCAUGGCUGGUCUAAAUCAACAACAGCAACCAGUACGUGAUGAUGGCGACGGUAGCAGUAGCAGCACCAACGCAGAUGAACCCCAUCUAAGCAUGCACCCGUCGCGAUCGCAUCUCUCGGUCAACCGUCCUCAAAGCCUUUCCGGAAUGGUCCACCAAAGGGUUAUCCGCACCAGCAGCCAAGAUCGAUUACUUGAUGACCACUCGCAAAAUCGUUCAAUGUUAGCAGAGCAACUGCUGCAGUAUACUCGCCAACUGGAGCUGCGCAUUCUUCAGAUGGAAGAAGAGCGGAGUGGCCAAUCGGGAAACAUUAGCCGUCAACCUCAGCAGCAGCAAAAUCAAAGGCUGCGUCCACCUCAUCCUCCGCCGUAUAACGCCGUCCACAAUCAACGAGCUGUCGAACUAGGUAUCCGUUCAGACGAGAUACAGCAAGAAGAAGAUCAACUCGUCCAUUCUCGUCCUGAAGCCGUCACUCGUGCUCUCCGUGUUCUACAGGUCAGAGAAUUUCUCGAACCAUCUAGUUUGGGCGUCAUUCCUUCCGUUAGUCGCAGCUCGUCCCGCCAGAGGAGCGGACUGGUUACUCCAGAUUCCGAGUUGGCUGACGAAGAGGUUGACCGCCUCGGUCAGCAAGCUUCGUCAGACGGAGAAGCUCUGGGUGACGGUGAACGUGCUCUGGUUCACGCUAUGUGCAACGUGGUCUGGAGAAAAUUAGAAGAGGCGCCGUCUCUUUAAGAUCUAGGAAACAACAAAAAGAAAAUAAAUUACGUUAUUACGUUGACCUGAUUUGCUCCGGCCCCCGAGUGACGUUUUCUCCUUUUUUCUUUUGACCCAAUCAAGCCGUCCCAAAACUCAUUUUUCGUGCCAAGGCGAUUAUUUUGUCGUCUCUUUUCCCAAUUCCGUCCACUUUGUUUUAAGGUGACACUCUUUUGUAUGUAGUGGGUGUCAUUUAAUUUCAUAUCUGCCAUUUUUCUUUUCCUUUUACUUGACAUUCUUUAUUACAACUGUCUUCUUUCCGAAACCGUGUUUGGAAUGAAGCCCUACCUCCUCCCGCCUUGCCUCUUUAAUUGAUUCAAUCAUUGUUAAACUUCAUUUUCACUAAUCCCAUCGGAGAAACAAAUACAAAAUCUAUUUAUUCGCAAA